Molecule: messenger RNA, 3226 nt
Organism: Clarias gariepinus (North African catfish)
Lineage: Eukaryota; Metazoa; Chordata; Actinopteri; Siluriformes; Clariidae
Product: protein N-terminal asparagine amidohydrolase-like
Exons: 10
Coding region: 115-2436 (773 amino acids)
Biological process (GO): ubiquitin-dependent protein catabolic process
Cellular component (GO): nucleus
Molecular function (GO): GTP binding; protein-N-terminal asparagine amidohydrolase activity
Source: RefSeq, a predicted model, not a curated record
ACGGUGGAGGGGAAAUGAAUACGGGAAGUAACUGCUGUACGGACAUCACAAUAGGGACAUUUCCUCAUAUUUGUAUAUUUAGAGGUUUAGAUAAUAAUAAUAAUAAUAAUAAUAAUGCCACUUUUGACUCAGAAUAAACGAGUGGACCGUGUAGUAUCAACAACUGAACUGUUUUCGAAAUAUUCUCAUUUUAAGGAAAAUGCCAAACUGUUUCGCUCCAGAGCCCCUGUGACAGUGGAUCAGAAGUGCCUGCUUUAUGUCCAGCAGCGGGAGUUUGCAGCAACAACACCAGCAGACAGCUCCGUUUCAGUUAUUGGCUCUGACGAUGCAACGACAUGCCACUUAGUAGUUCUGCGCCAUACAGGAAGUGGAGCGACUUGUCUGGCUCACCUGGACGGCUCGAGCACGAGGACUGAAGUUCCUCUCUUAGUUAAUGCAGUCACUGCAUUAAGCAACCCAUCUAAAGCAGGCAGGUUAGAGCUUCAUCUAGUUGGCGGGUUUGAUGAUGACAAGAAGACAUCACAUAACCUUAGCCGUGAAAUUUUGGGAGACCCACCUCCUCUUUCAGAACGAAGGAUUGUACUGCUGGGAAAAGCUGGAGCAGAAAAGGACAGAGUGGUCAGAGUCAUCCUGGAAGACACAAAGCUCAAUGAAGAGUGUGAAGAGUGCUUUGUAUAUGAAGGUGAACAGGCAGGAAGGAGGAUCCGCAUAGUGGACACACCAGGAUGGGACAGUACAAGUAUAGACAAAACUACAAAGAAAGUUAAGGAUGAAAUCACCCGAAGUGUGACACUUUGUCCUCCAGGUCCCCAUGCUCUAAUUCUGGUGUUGCCCAUAAACACUGAUGAUCUACUAUCUGUAAAUGAGCUUAAAUCAGCAUGUCAACAUAUGGAGCUUCUCUCUGAGAGAGUCUGGAAUUACACUAUGGUGCUUUUCUUAUGUGAUGGAGACGUGGAGGAAUCCAGAGUCAAAGAACACUUUCAGAGUGCAGAAAAGCUCCUGGAAAAGUGCAGAGGCCGACACUAUGUAGUGCGACAGAGGUCUUUUGAAACAGAACUUCAUGAAUUCCUUAAAGAGAUAGACAGCAUGGUGGACGAAAACAUAAGAGACAGCAAGGUGAAAGAAUCAGGUGGUCUCUUCCUUCCACAGGUUCACUAUGAGAUGAUGCCACACAAGGAAGAUCCACAGAAAAACACAGAUAAAAGUCAGGGUGAGAAGUCAGAGGGAAAAGACAUGCUUAGGCAGAGACGUGGAAGCCUCCAAGGGACACAUCCUAAUAUGACCAAACAAGAUUCAGAGAGUCACAGAGAUGGAACUGAGGCCCCAAAGAGCAAGAAUCAGGACCAGCUGCAUUACAACUCUGCCUUCGUGGGUGCUCUUAUAGGCUCAGCUGUAACUAUUAAAAAAAACAUACAUGGCAGCUGGAUAAACUUCAACAGCUUUGAUACAGGUGAAGUCUUACCAAUGGCUCCAGGAGACCCACCUCCUCUUUCAGAACGAAGGAUUGUACUGCUGGGAAAAGCUGGAGCAGGAAAGCACAGAGUGGUCAGAGUCAUCCUGGGAGACACAAAGCCUAAUGAGGAGUGUGAAGAGUGCUUUGUAUAUGAAGGUGAAAAGACAGGAAGGAGAAUCCGCUUAGUGGACACACCAGGAUGGGACAGUACAAGUAUAGACAAAACUACAAAGAAAGUUAAGGAUGAAAUCACCCGAAGUGUGACACUUUGUGCUCCAGGUCCUCAUGCUCUAAUUCUGGUGUUGCCCAUAAACACUGAUGAUGUACCAUCUGUAAAUGAGCUUAAAUCAGCAAGUCGGCAUAUGGAGCUUCUCUCUGAGAGAGUCUGGAAUUACACUAUGGUGCUUUUCUUAUGUGAUGGAGAUGUGGAGGAAUCCAGAGUCAAAGAUCACAUUCAGAAUGCAGAAAAACUCCUGGAAAAGUGCAGAGGCAGACACUAUGUCAUGCAACAGAAGAAUUUGGAAACUGGAGUCAAUGAAUUCCUUGAAAAAAUAGACAGCAUGGACUUGUCACUGGAUUACCCUGACACAAGAGAAAGCAAAACCACACACUUGGAAAAUCCACAGAAAAACAUAGAUAUAAGUCAGGGUGAGGACAAGUCAGAGGGGACAGAUGGGCUUAGACAGAGACGUGGAAGCAACCAAGCGAUACAUCCUAGUAUGACCAAACAGACAGAAGAUUCAGACAGUCACAAAGAUGGAACCGAGGCCCCAAAGAGCAAGAAUCUGGACCAGCUGCCUCCAUUGUAUUACAUAAAACCAGUUGUAAUGAUCCUGAUGGCCUUCAUGGGUGCUGUUCUAGGCUCAGUAGCCGGAGGCACAUUUGGAACAUUCUGGGCAGUUGUGGGGAGUGUCAUUGGAUUUGUUGUAUUAAUGCUCCUCAGUUUGUGGUUUUUUUACAUUAGUGACAUAACGAUAUUAUGAAAACCUUUUUUUUUUUUCUUUUCUUUUCUUUCUUUUCUUUUUUUUGUAGGAUUUUUAACAACAGGAUGGUGGGGAGGUUAUAGCUACAGUACUUUUAUAAUAAAUAAAUACAUACAUAAAUACAGUGGUGGCCAAAUGUAUUAAAACUCAAAUGAAAUGUAUUGUUUUAAUUUAUUCAUUCAUUUGCUAUACCGCUUAUGCUGUACAGGGUCACGGGAGGCCUAAAGCCUAUCCCACUUCAGUCACGUGGCGGGGUACACACUGCACAGGUGCCAAUCUAUUUCAGGGCACACACAUUCACACCCACUCUCACAUACUCAUUCACACACUACAGGCAGUUUGGAAACGGCAACUAUCCUAAUCUGGGUCUUUUUUGUUACUCAUAAAUAUUUUGUACAUAUUUCCAUAUAAUUAAUUAUGUUAAAUUUAUAUCAAUUUAUGUAAUUAAACAUCUUUUUUCUUUUUCAAGGCUGCUUGUUUUACUUGUUUAGGUUUGAUAUUGGAGCUGAGUAAAACAAAAGCAAAAAAGCAAAAAAUAUUUUAUUAUAUUUGGAUAGAUGUCAUUAACUGCACUGUCCUAUAGCUUCCAUAUAUAUAUACUCCUACAGACUAUUACAGGUAAAAGUAAACAUCAUACAGUUAUUCUGUACAAUAUAUUACAAUGGUUAGGAAUGGUAUAUACUGUAUAUACUAAAUGUAUGUUGCAUGAAUGUUCAUGUUGUCAUUUAAAUUACAGCUGGCAGUACUGUCAGAGUUGUGCUGUUACUGAAAAUUAAUCAACACCUUCUGG